AUGUCGUCAUCUCGUCAACUUUCCCACUCAUCCAAGAAGUCAAAGAUCAGUUCGCAAAAGAGAAUGAUGGCUUUCAUGGCCAAUCAAAUUGCUCGCAUCGUCCCCAAGAUUUUGACUGAAAUUCAAGCUUCAAAUACCCCUAACUCCUUUGUUGAUUCGAAAGUGAUCCAGCCUAAACUUGUUACCUUUAACUACAAACACUUUGCUUCUUGUCACCCAAAGUCUUUCACUGGUCAGGAAGGAGUGACCGCUAUGCUUGAAUGGUUCUAUAGCAUAGAGGUUACGUUCAUCAAUAGUGAAUGUCCUGAAGAGCUCAAGACACGUAGUGCUACUGGUGUCUUCCAAGCAAGAGCCCUAGAAUGGUGGACAAAUGAAAGGAACAUUCGUUCGAACGAACUGGCAUAUGCAUUGUCUUGGGUAGAAUUGAAACAACUCAUGAUGGAAGAAUUUUGCCCUCCUUAUGAACAGCAAAAGCUUGAGGAAGAAUUUUGGGCUCUCAAGCAAGUUGGAGACGACAAUCUCACCUAUGCCACUCGUUUCAAACAACUAAGCAUCAUUGUACCCCACCUCGUUCUCACCACUGACCGCAUGAUCAGGAAAUACCUCAACGGCUUACCUCCUACCAUGCGAGAUACUAUUGAGGCAGCCAAGCUCGACAACAUCGAGGCUGUUUAUCGCCUCGCUGCUAGUUUGAACAACAAUCGCGUUCGCGACAAACAAGCUGCUGCAACCACCAACCCAAAUCACCCUGCUAGACCAGCCAACCAAAUUACCCACCAACCAAGUGGUAAUCAGGGCAAGAAACGUCAGUUUCAAGACCUUGUUUGCAACGCGGUUGUACCUGCUAGAAACCCAAACCCUAAUACACCUAGAAACGCUAAGAGGCAAUACACCGGGACUCAGCCAAGGUGCCCCAUUUGCAACUAUCACCAUCCCACCUAUACCCCAUGUCGCCAUUGCACUUUGUGCAACCGUUUUGGUCACCAUACUGCCCAUUGUCCGCGUACCCAAAACCCUAACCUAGCAAACAAUGUUAGAGCAUGUUUCAAGUGUGGGGAUACAACGCAUCUUCGUCCACAAUGCCCUAUAUGGAAUCAAGAACGACAUCAGGCACUACCAGGUUCAGCUGAAAAUAACAAUAAAGACAUUGAUGUCAACACCUGA
Messenger RNA from Helianthus annuus (common sunflower), 1164 nucleotides. RefSeq lists its product as uncharacterized. The record is from RefSeq and is a predicted model, not a curated record. Bases 1 to 1164 code for a protein of 387 amino acids. Gene Ontology annotation, molecular function: nucleic acid binding; zinc ion binding. The transcript has a single exon. Lineage: Eukaryota; Viridiplantae; Streptophyta; Magnoliopsida; Asterales; Asteraceae.